Messenger RNA from Mesoplodon densirostris (Blainville's beaked whale), 1389 nucleotides. RefSeq names its product family with sequence similarity 124 member B (gene FAM124B). The transcript has 2 exons. The record is from RefSeq and is a predicted model, not a curated record. Gene Ontology annotation, cellular component: nucleoplasm. The coding region runs from base 1 to 1389 and encodes 462 amino acids. Lineage: Eukaryota; Metazoa; Chordata; Mammalia; Artiodactyla; Ziphiidae.
AUGAUGGAUGAGACACGGGAGCCUCUGGCCAUGACUGUCCACCUCCUGGCCAACUCCGGGCACGGCUCGCUUCUGCAGCAAACCCUGGACCAGCUCCUGAACUGCAUUUGCCCAGAGGUCCGUGUCUUUCUGGUGUCUGAGAGGGUCAGUCCUGUGAAAUACUAUGACAAAUGCCAUUCCAAGCGGUCCCGCUUCCCGGGGAUGUCUGUUCUGCUCUUCCUGCAUGAAAGCCUCGGAGAGGAGCGGCUGUUCCGCGUCCUUGACUCCCUACAGCAUUGGCCGUGGCAGUGCUACCCCACCCAGAAUGCGCAGGGAAGACCGUGCCCCUAUAUUCUUGCCAAUCAGGAAUUCUAUAGUCUGGACAACCAGAUGCCCGUCUGGGGUGUGAGGCAGGUGCACUGUGGCACCGAGAUCCUGAGAGUGACGCUCUACUGCAGUUUUGAUAACUACGAGGAUGCCAUCAGGCUGUAUGAGAUGAUCCUGCAGAGGGAAGCCACCUUGCAGAAGAGCAGCUUCUGUUUCUUCACGCUCUACUACACCGAGAGCUUUGCCCUGCAGCUCUCCCUGAAGCAGCUGCCCCCUGGAGUGUCGGUGGACCCCAAAGAGGCUUCAGUGUUGCAGUUCAAGGUUCAAGAGAUUGGCCAGUUAGUGCCUCUUCUACCCCAUCCGUGUGUCCCCAUCAGCCAUACCCGGUGGCAAACACAGGACUACGAUGGCAACAAGAUUCUACUUCAGGUCCAGUUGAAUCCAGGACUUGGUGUUAGGAAUGGUGAGCUUGCCUUUCUGAAUGACACCUCGGGAACUGACACGCUCCCCCAGGGCUCCAGGCUGACCCCUGUCUCUGCGAUUAGGACCCUAGAGCCGAGAAGCCGAAGGAGCCGGGGCAGGAGGUUCAAGGUGGGGUCCGUGGAGCGGCCUGAGCCUGGUGGGCAGACAGUGUCAGACAGCGCUAGUGGCACUUCGUGGAAAAGCCCUGGCCGCUCGGCCCAGCCCAGCAGCCCAGCUACGGACUCCCAGCUGCCUCUGCCUUCUCUCCACCUCGAACCCGGGGCCAGAAUAAAGGUCCUCAGACGGGAAAACAGCUUUGAGAAGCAAGAGGCAGAGACGAAUGUUGACACAGGAUUCACCGUGGUCAGCUCUGGACCCAGGCAAUCUUUUCUGAGCAGAUUUCCAAGGGACCUUUGGCCCCACCAGCCACCAUCCUGCUUGUUAACCUCUUCCUUAGGGGCAGCUGCUUCCAAAAACAACGGAAUCUUUAAGGAAAGCGUUCAUCCUCUGUCACUUGCUGGCCAAAGGGACCUUUGUUCCAGGACGAUAAUCUCAAAAUGUCCCCUUCCUCUGCCAGUCCAGGGUGAAGAAAAAGAAGCAGAAGAAGAAUUCUUUAUAUAG